AUGAGAAUAAGACAAGCUGACUUACUUGAGUUUGAGGUGGACCAUGACCAGGACACAUUUGUUGUCAACUUGGAAACUAAAGUGUGUGGAUGCUACAAAUGGAGUCUAAUGGGAAUACCUUGCUGCCAUGCAUUGGCCUGUAUCCAAACAAAGAGGCUAAACUACGAAGACUUCAUCCACCAUGCCUAUCAUAUUCAAACCUAUGCUAAGUCUUAUGACCCACCAUUCAAAGGUAUGCUUGGUCAGAACCAGUGGGAUCAAAUACCCUACCCAGGUCCAUUGCCUCCUCCUUACAGAAAAAUGCCUGGGAGGCCAAGCAAGCACAAGAGGAAAAAGGGAGCUGGAGAGAAUGAAGACAAGCAGCAUGUCAAGAGAGCAAAGAGACAGAAUAAGUGCAGCAGAUGUGGUGGCCUUGGACACUACAAACCAAAGUGUCCUAUGCCUGCACCACCUACUGAAACAGUGGCUACUUCAACCUCUGCAGCAGUUCAAAAUGUAGAUGGUCAGGUUGCAACUCAGGAACCCAUGGUGGUUCAAUCUUCCCCAAAUGCUCCUGCAGUUAACCCAAGUCAGCAGCAAGAUUAG
Molecule: messenger RNA, 585 nt
Organism: Spinacia oleracea (spinach)
Lineage: Eukaryota; Viridiplantae; Streptophyta; Magnoliopsida; Caryophyllales; Amaranthaceae
Exons: 1
Coding region: 1-585 (194 amino acids)
Molecular function (GO): zinc ion binding; nucleic acid binding
Source: RefSeq, a predicted model, not a curated record